This is a messenger RNA of Paramormyrops kingsleyae, 2900 nucleotides long. RefSeq names its product B-cell scaffold protein with ankyrin repeats. Gene Ontology annotation, molecular function: protein tyrosine kinase binding; signaling receptor binding. Gene Ontology annotation, biological process: negative regulation of phosphatidylinositol 3-kinase/protein kinase B signal transduction; negative regulation of B cell activation; B cell activation. NCBI's taxonomy places the organism in Eukaryota, Metazoa, Chordata, Actinopteri, Osteoglossiformes, Mormyridae. The record is from RefSeq and is a predicted model, not a curated record.
AAGUCCUCUCCACCUUGUGGUUGCAUGUCACAACAUUGCUUUGUUUUUACCCUCCAACAAAAGCCUUAUGUAAAGCGCACAAGCGCUGUGGCCGCGUGUCAACGCGUCCCCUGAGCCGUGAUUGGACGAUGAGACGUACCAACAGGUACGGCCCGCCAGCUGCGUCCGCCGAUCUAGAAACCUCUUCAUCCGUGCACUGAAUCUCACAGACGCACCAAAGAAAAGCCAGUUCGACUCUGAGGUCUGCACUUCUUCAUUUUUUUCGCCCAUGCGAGACCCUACACCCACGUGGACAUAUGUCGCGCUGAAGAGUCACCGUCGGUGGCACCCAGAUGUCCUCGUCGCUGCCCACCGAAUGUGUUCUAUCAAGAAAGUGGCAAUGGGGGGAGGGGCAGACUCCGAAUGGAAGCGCGUCACCUCCCACCCUGAACGGAAGAGCCAUUAUUAGCGAUGGGGUGGCCAUGUUCCCUCGGGUCACCUGGAGAUACCGACCUCAUCCAAUCGCAACGCGGGGAAACUCAACGCGCUUCAUUAGCUUGCAGGGUAGCAGCUGUAUGUGCUCAGAGUGGUGCUUCCUGAUACAGGGGGGAGAAGAUCGCAGCAUAGCAGCGACGAGGAAAGAUGGGUGGCACAGAGGGGGAUCUCCUGAUCAUCUACGAGACUGAGGCUGAGGAGUGGGCAUCCUACCUGGGCUCCAUCUUCACGGGCUCCAUCGCCGAGACCAGCAUCUGUCGCUAUGACAUCACCACGGUGACCAGCAAGAGGGACGAGCGCCUGCAGCCCGGCGGCUACAAGUGUAAGCUGCUCAUCCUGUCCCGCGGCAUGCUGGAGAACCUGUGUCUGGCCCGCCGCUCCUUCCUGGCGCGCGUGCUGCACCCGGUGAACCACGUUGUGGUACUGCUGUGCGGCGUGGAGACGCCGGCCCGGCUUCUGGAGGCUGUACCACUGCGGGAGGGCUUCCUGCAGAUCUCCAGCGAGCAGGAUGCACAGGACUACCUGGCUGCCGUCAUGAAGAUCAUACAGAGAGCCCCCUCAGGCCCUCCGCUGGACCCGGACCCCGGCUUGGUGAUGGUACAGCCCGCAAAACUGAAGCCAUCACAGCAGAGGAAGCAGUCAACUGGGGGGCUUUUGCCCAACAUCGCUGUCAAGGUGGUUCCCUCCCGGGUGCCGUGUAAGAAUCCGGGGGUCAUCUCUGUUCUGCUUAAAGAUGCCGAGUCAACCCCAGACAUGGAGGUGGAGUUCCAGCAGGGGGCGACGGUGACGGUGAAGCCGGUGACCUGGAACAAGCACACGCUCCAGGUGAAAGCCCCAGACUUCCCGGCGGGGGCGGUUACUUUGGGCGUCUGCAGUGGGGGCGUCCUGCUUGGAGCCAAGGUCCAGCUGCAGUAUUACAGCCCCAUGGACGAGGUGGCCCAACUCCUAAAGAAGGCCGCAGACCCUGUGGAGUUCAUGUUUCAGGCCUUCCAGACUUCCUCCAUGGAGAAGGUGGACCAGAUCCUGACCUCCUCGCUGACCAGGCGGUUACCUGCGGGGGGCUUCCGGGGGCUGCAGAGCGCCAGCGGCGGCCGCAGAGAGGCUACACACUCAGAGCAUCUCCCAACCCUCCUACACUUUGCCGCCCAAAAUGGGCUCCGCGGAUUGGCCAGCGUCCUUCUGCAGUGCCCAGGGGUCGAGCAGGCCCUUCACCUCGCCAAUCAACACGGGGACACGCCGCUGAAGCUCGCUCAGAAACACGGCCACGCCCAGCUCGGCGACCUCCUGCAGGAGGUGCCGGCUGGAUCAAGCAUGGAAGAAGACAACAGCAUUUAUGAAAUGAUGGGUUCAUCUGGUUAUCACAGCACCAAUGAUGACGGAGAAGAAGGCGGAGAAGAGGAGAACAAACAGGAUGGGGAGGAAGAGGAGGACCCUUAUGCACUCUUUGGAGGUGAUGAUGAGGAGUAUGACACAAUCCUGGCCUCCAACAAGCCUGUGAUCAUCGCCAACCGACCCCCGGCACCAACUCCAAGACCAGAUACGAUGCCACCUAAAGCAGACAAUACUCCCUAUAUAGCUCAAGUGUUCCAGAAGAAGAUGUCUCAGGGGACCGUGGACACCCUUUAUUCUCUACCCAGUAAACAAGCCAGGGGCCGGGACAUGUCCGCUACUUACGACACUUUUGCGCCCUACCAGCCGCCCGGCCUGGAGGGACUCAUUGAGCUACAAGAACAGGUCAAGAAGGGCACCCUGUCUGUGGACGAAGCCUUGGAGAGGUUCAGCGACUGGCAGCAAGUCCAAAGAGGCCUGGAUGAGAUCCAGCAGGAGAAACUGCGGCAAUUGAGAGCAAGCAUUAUGAACAACCGGGAGGAUGAUGAAAGCAUCUAUGAUAAAAUCAACAUCAUUCAUCACACCCCAGGAGACGCGAGUGCUGGAGAUCGGGGUCAGCAUGUGGACACGGGAUUUUACAGCAAGCCAAUCAAAGGGCAGCAGUCUAAUUUCCCUUGGAAGGCUGACAAGCGGUAAAUGUUUAAACUACUGAUUGAAUAUGUUUACUGCCAGAUUCCAGAAAUUCAGUGCUGUACCGGAAAACUUACUGCUCAUCUAACUGACCACAGGAAUAUUCAAGUUACUCAAUAACUUUAGUGAUUUAAUAAACUUUGUUUCUUGUAUUUCAUUAUCCAUUCCAUAAUUUAACCUAAUGAAUGUUUUGUUGAUUGUUUAUUACCUAACACAUUCAAACAUAACUGAUAAUUGUUGAUGUUUAGUGUACUGUGAUUUUUCAUUGGUGAUCAAAAUCUAAUUAACACAACAAAUUAAACACAAUACAGACAAGCAUCAGUAUCAAAAGAUUGCAUAUAAUAACUUUAGUUUCUGUUUAUGUUUGUUGUACUUUGAUCCCAUCAUAAAAAUGUAUCUCUAGUGUA